Tupaia belangeri chinensis (Chinese tree shrew) is the source of this 2999-nucleotide messenger RNA. RefSeq names its product aldehyde dehydrogenase 6 family member A1 (gene ALDH6A1). The coding region runs from base 68 to 1672 and encodes 534 amino acids. The record is from RefSeq and is a predicted model, not a curated record. Lineage: Eukaryota; Metazoa; Chordata; Mammalia; Scandentia; Tupaiidae. Gene Ontology annotation, cellular component: mitochondrion. Gene Ontology annotation, molecular function: methylmalonate-semialdehyde dehydrogenase (acylating, NAD+) activity. Gene Ontology annotation, biological process: L-valine catabolic process; thymine catabolic process. The transcript is spliced from 12 exons.
CUGUGGUGCCUCGGGGGAGUCUCGGGCAGUCGAGACGCGGGGAGCUGAGAAGAGGCGGCCAGGAACCAUGGCGGCGGUGGUGGCGGCAACGACAAUGCGGGCCCGGAUCCUGCAGGUUUCUUGCAAAGUGAAAUCCACUUGGUAUCCAGCAUCCUCCUUUUCUUCUUCUUCAGUGCCAACUGUAAAGCUCUUCAUUGAUGGGAAAUUUGUUGAAUCCAAAAGUGACAAAUGGAUAGACAUCCACAACCCGGCCACCAAUGAGGUAAUUGGUCGGGUCCCUCAGGCCACCAAGGCUGAAAUGGAUGCAGCCGUUGCUUCCUGCAAACGUGCUUUUCCAGCCUGGGCAGACACUUCAGUAUUAAGUCGUCAACAGGUCCUGCUUCGCUAUCAACAACUUAUUAAGGAAAAUUUGAAAGAAAUCGCCAGAUUAAUCACAUUGGAACAAGGGAAGACCCUAGCUGAUGCUGAAGGAGAUGUAUUUCGAGGCCUUCAGGUGGUUGAACAUGCCUGUAGCGUGACGUCUCUCUUGCUGGGAGAGACUAUGCCAUCCAUCACCAAAGACAUGGACCUUUACUCCUACCGCCUGCCUCUGGGGGUGUGUGCAGGGAUCGCUCCCUUCAAUUUUCCCGCCAUGAUUCCCCUUUGGAUGUUCCCGAUGGCCAUGGUGUGUGGAAAUACUUUCCUCAUGAAGCCAUCCGAGCGAGUCCCUGGAGCAACUAUGCUUCUUGCUAAGUUGCUGCAGGACUCUGGUGCACCUGAUGGUACACUGAACAUCAUCCACGGACAGCAUGAAGCUGUGAAUUUUAUUUGUGAUCAUCCGGACAUCAAAGCAAUCAGCUUUGUGGGAUCCAACCAGGCAGGAGAGUACAUCUUUGAAAGAGGAUCAAGACAUGGCAAGAGGGUUCAAGCCAACAUGGGAGCCAAGAAUCACGGAGUAGUCAUGCCAGAUGCCAACAAGGAAAAUACCCUGAACCAGCUGGUUGGAGCAGCAUUUGGAGCUGCUGGUCAGCGCUGCAUGGCUCUUUCGACAGCAAUCCUUGUGGGAGAUGCUAAGAAGUGGCUGCCAGAGCUGGUGGAGCGUGCCAAAAACCUAAGAGUCAAUGCAGGAGACCAGCCCGGAGCUGAUCUUGGCCCUCUGAUCAGCCCCCAGGCCAAAGAACGAGUCUGUAAUCUGAUCGAUAGUGGAACAAAGGAGGGGGCUUCCAUCCUUCUUGAUGGGCGAAAAAUUAAAGUCAAAGGCUAUGAAAAUGGCAAUUUUGUUGGACCAACCAUCAUCUCAAAUGUCAAGCCAAAUAUGACCUGUUACAAAGAGGAGAUUUUUGGUCCAGUUCUUGUGGUUCUGGAGACAGAGACAUUGGAUGAAGCCAUCAAGAUUGUAAAUGAUAACCCAUAUGGAAACGGAACUGCCAUCUUCACCACCAACGGAGCCACCGCUCGGAAAUAUUCCCACCUGGUGGACGUCGGACAGGUGGGAGUGAAUGUCCCCAUUCCAGUGCCUUUGCCAAUGUUCUCAUUCACUGGCUCUCGAUCUUCCUUCAGGGGAGACACCAAUUUCUAUGGCAAACAGGGCAUCCAGUUCUACACUCAACUAAAGACCAUCACUUCUCAGUGGAAAGAAGAAGAUGCUACUCUUUCUUCACCUGCUGUUGUCAUGCCUACUAUGGGCCGUUAAAAUAAGUUUAAGACUUGGUCUGUCCUGAGUAAUCUCCCUUUAUUCCUGACCAACUUCAUUGGCCAACUUUGCUCAGAUCAGAUCCCUGGGAUUGGAAAAUGUCGCUAAAAGCUUUCUCAAGACUGUCAGUUGCUGCAAAGUUGCUGUAGAGAAAUGUUCAUGUUCUAGUGUAACACUGAAACCAGAUUUUCACUUGCUCUCAUACCUCUGUUUUUGAGGUAACUGUUGUUAACUGUGAAAUGCUUAUCUGGAGUGAGAGUUUAGACCUGCUUUCUGAAACUUCUUCCCUUUUCUGAUGACGUAAAGGAAGAGAAAGUCAAUGUAAUACAAAGAUCUUCCAAUAAUUGGAAGCACUACUUUUAGAUGGAGGAGCACAGAUAAUUCAUUCUCCAGUUGAGCCUCAAACACAGCCGUACAUAAAAGCCAAUAGGGAGAUCCUUUUGCCAAGUUUUCCUGAACCUCUUUUUUUUUUUUUAAUGUUUUUGCUCUAGGGAGUAUGUGUGCACUCAUCAGAGAGAGACAGAGACAGAAGGAAAGUGAGAGAUCACCCCAUGGAGGAUGGCCAUGCCGCAAACCCUUUUCUUCUACUGCCCUUUUAGGAUUUGGGGCAUACAUGCACACGUGCCCUGUGUGAUCUUCAAGUCCCCAGGCCCAGGAUUCAGACCGUAGCCAACCAAGGGAGUCCAACGCCCAACCACCAUGCCACCUGCUGGCCCCUGAGCCUCUGUGAUUUCACACUACACAGAUAUAAUCCAUUUCCACUUAUCCCAAAGUUAUGACAACUGCUUCUUUCUUGUCUGUCAAUGAUACUUUGUUGUCCUGGUUAGUCAUGACCACUAUUUAAUUAUCAUCAUCAUUUAAAAUCACUCCUCAAAGAUACCUCAAUAUAAAAUGGAUAAAUCAUCUUUUUAUAUGUGCCAAGUUAAGUUUUAGGGUUUGCUUCAGCAAUCAUUAAUACUCCAGUUGCAGAUUAAUUAAUGAAUCAGGUUUGAUGCAAACAGUUUGCUUACGAAAUUAUUUCAGAAUGUAUAAGUUUAGAAACCAAGGAGUGUUCACCCAUGGAAGUGGGUCAAACUCUUGCCUUAAGCAAGUGUAACUUGAUAUUACUUGCUGAAUUUUCUGUGGUUCUUUUCUCUUGCCUACAUUUCUCAUUAAUGAUACUUUUUAAUGAAAGAAUUCUUAUAAUUGAGAUACUUUUUAAUGUAAUUGAGUCAAGGGCAUAAGACAUUUCAAAGCUUUUUAUGAUGUAAAGUAGUAAAAAAGAAAUACUUAAGACUCUUAGACUGUCUCUAUGCUUUUUGUUUCUUAGAUAUAUCUAAGCUUUUUU